UAUACAUGUACCUACAUCGUAUGUACCUAUCUAUAGCUAUAGAUGCAUAACCAACGCGCUCGCUGUGUGCCUUGUCAAACCACUCUUAUUUAGUAUUAAAUCAGCAACAGCCACAUUCGGUCGUUUUACUUAUAUACCUACCCGCAUACAUAUCAGUGUCGAACGAGGAUUUACCUACCGCGCGUGUGUAAAAAAUAAUUAGUUAUGUCGUUUUUGGGAAAUUUGACUGAUUUUGAUCAUAAAACCAGCGAGUGGCAGAUUUUUAAAGGACGCUUGACACAAUUUAUUAAAAUAAACGAUGUGAAGGAUGGAAAUAAAAGUGGGAUUCUAAUAACUCAUCUCACAGAUGAGUCAUUCCGUUUGUUGCGAAACCUCGCAUAUCCUACGGAAGUAGAUGACCUUACUUAUGAUCAGCUGAUUAAAUACCUGGACGAUCAUUUUAAGCAGAAGAAGUGCACAUAUGCAGAUAAGGCACGUUUCUAUGGAGCGACAAGGAACGUAGGCGAAACCUUGGGAGAAUGGGCGGCGCGAUUGAGAGGACUAGCUAGUUACUGCGAGUUCGGCUCCGCUUUAGAAACGGUUUUAGCAGAUCGUUUUGUCCUAGGCCUAGGUUCAGGCUCUGAACGUGACAAGUUAUUCGAGCAAGAUGCGUCGUCAAUUAAGAUUGGCCAGGCCUUGGAAAUAGCGGAGAAAGCAGAAUCUGCAAGGGAAGCGAAGGCUGUGAUGACCGGUACCAGCACCAUCAAGGAGGAGCCCCUGAAUCGGAUGAGUAGCGAGGGGCGGUACGCGGCAGGCGGCAGCGGCGGAGCUAGGCGCGGCGGCGGCGGCGGCGGCGGCCGCGGCGGCGCGCGGGCUCCGGCGGCGGACCGCGACGACCAGCGAGCGGUUUCCCGGUGCUCCGUAUGCGGCAUGAAGAGUCACGAGGGUGACAGGUGCCGUUACAAGACCUAUCGUUGCCAAAAGUGUGGAGUCGUAGGACACUUGAAGAAAGUGUGUAAAAAUGUGCGCCUCAAUAAUAUGGAGUGUGAUGAUAAUUCGGUCGAGCAAAACACUUGCGAGGAGUGCCAUAUGUAUAAUUUAAGGGUUCAAGACUAGUGUGGGAGGGAUGUUGUGUAUACAUGUACCUACAUCGUAUGUACCUAUCUAUAGCUAUAGAUGCAUAACCAACGCGCUCGCUGUGUGCCUUGUCAAACCACUCUUAUUUAGUAUUAAAUCAGCAACAGCCACA
Molecule: messenger RNA, 1228 nt
Organism: Leguminivora glycinivorella
Lineage: Eukaryota; Metazoa; Arthropoda; Insecta; Lepidoptera; Tortricidae
Exons: 2
Coding region: 205-1095 (296 amino acids)
Source: RefSeq, a predicted model, not a curated record